AUGGCCGGAAUGGGGGGAUAUGGCACGGCAAACUUGAGCACAUCGCACAGGAGGAGAGGGGAGCAAACCAGCUCGUUGAGGAAGCUCCUCAUCGCUGCCGGGAGCUUCACUCUUUGCAUUGCAGUUGCAUAUAGCAUCUCCCGACAGACAGCUUCGAAGCCGACAAAGCUUAUUUCAGAAUGGGAUGUCAUCACUGACAACACUCCGAUCGACAAGAUUAAUCAGAAUCGCAUCAAAGCUGGCAGCCUUGUGACUCGUAGGAGUGAGAAGGGCAGACCUCAAAUGUUGAUGUAUGGAAAUGUAGACUACCCCAAAGAUAUCUUCACAUAUAAGAAUGCUGGGCCGAACGAGAUCUGCCCAGAUGAAUGCGGGUUCAGAGACAAGUUCUUCACCGUUGAGGAUUUUGACAAGCUGUGCAUUCAACAUUGCGGGGACAUUGACUCAAUCAUUGAGGCGAGAGCAAAGAACUCGCAAGCAAAUGUACAGCUAGCUUCAAGAGCUACUCAGCAGCAGCUCGCUACAAGGUCCACAUCCAAGCUUGAUCAGAACUUCCAUCUCUCGGGUUAUUUCCCUGUUGACGGCAAUGGCAACAAGCUGUCGCAGAAAGGUGUAGCUCUUGACUCCUGGCCACAAGGGAAGGAGAAGGUGAUGCCCGAGCAGCAUGACGACGAGAACCCUCUGCAACUGCAGUUCUACCAGCACUUCUUCGACACGGGAUCGCGACUUGCGCAGUCGGGUGUGAAUAUGAAGAAGAAUCCCUUGGCCGACGAGAUCAAAGGCGAUGACAAGCAUUUUGCCAAGGCUGGUGUCAACCUCUACUCCUGGCCAUGGGAGUAUGGUACCCACCCUGCUGGGCAGGGCAAGAAACUUCCAGGCGUCAAAGUCUGAUGGCGUCGAUGUAUCAACCGUAUAGAUGUCCUAGGAGAAUAAAACUUCAUUCAAACGG
Messenger RNA from Guillardia theta CCMP2712, 946 nucleotides. RefSeq lists its product as hypothetical. Bases 1 to 888 code for a protein of 295 amino acids. The record is from RefSeq and is a predicted model, not a curated record. The transcript is spliced from 6 exons. NCBI's taxonomy places the organism in Eukaryota, Cryptophyceae, Pyrenomonadales, Geminigeraceae.